Molecule: messenger RNA, 1669 nt
Organism: Paramormyrops kingsleyae
Lineage: Eukaryota; Metazoa; Chordata; Actinopteri; Osteoglossiformes; Mormyridae
Gene: ppp2r3c
Product: protein phosphatase 2, regulatory subunit B'', gamma
Biological process (GO): cortical cytoskeleton organization; B cell homeostasis; microtubule cytoskeleton organization
Cellular component (GO): spindle; centrosome
Source: RefSeq, a predicted model, not a curated record
CUUCGGGGAAAAAAUAGCCAAUCAACAGACGCAAUAGGACACGACAGGGAAGUCUAGGAGAACUGGCAAUCUUAUAACUGAAUUUUAAAAAUAUUCAUGCCGAAUAAAUCGGUAUUAAUAUGUCUAAUGAUACGGUGCGACAAUGGAAAGAACUACUGAAAAAGAAACUGGCAUCUGCACAAAAGGAUGAGAGGACAGAGGAGGAGAAGAAGGAGGAUGAACUCCGACUGUUUACGAAGUAUUACACAGAAUGGAGGGGUGGCGACAAGACUGACUCCUCUUACAAGAACAUACCCCGCUUUUAUUACCGGCUUCCUGCCGACGACGAGAUUUUGCUACAGAAACUGCGUGAGGAGUCCAGAGCCGUGUUUCUGCAGAGGAAGAGCCGAGAGCUUCUGGACAACGAGGAGCUACAGAAUCUGUGGUUCCUGUUAGACAAAAACCAAGUGCUUCCCAUGGCUGGGGAGGAGGCCAUGAUCAAUUACGACAGCUUCUUGAAGGUUGGAGAGACGGCAGGAGAAAAGUGCAAACAGUUCUUCACUGCAAGAGUUUAUGCCAAACUUCUGCACAAUGACCCAUAUGGACGCAUAUCAAUAAUGCAGUUCUUUAACUAUGUCAUGAGAAAAGUUUGGCUUCAUCAGACCCGGAUUGGCCUGAGUCUUUACGACGUGGCAGGUCAAGGUUACCUCCGCGAGUCGGACCUGGAGAACUACAUUCUGGAACUGAUCCCCACCCUGCCCCAGCUGGACGGCCUGGAGAAGUCCUUCUACUCCUUCUAUGUCUGCACCGCCGUCCGCAAGUUCUUCUUCUUCCUGGACCCGCUGCGCACUGGAAAAAUAAAAAUUCAGGACAUUUUGGCCUGCAGCUUUCUAGAUGAUCUUCUGGAGCUGCGGGAUGAGGAGUUGUCCAAGGAGAGUCAGGAGUCCAACUGGUUCUCGGCCCCAUCAGCACUCCGUGUCUAUGGGCAGUAUUUGAACCUGGAUAAGGACCACAAUGGAAUGCUGAGCAAAGAGGAGCUGUCUCGUUACGGCACCGGCACCCUAACAAGCAUCUUCCUGGACCGCAUCUAUCAGGAGUGCCUCACUUACGACGGAGAGAUGGACUACAAGACCUACCUGGACUUUGUCCUGGCGCUGGAGAACCGCAAGGAACCUGCUGCCCUUCAGUACAUUUUCAAGAUAUUGGAUAUGGAGAACAAGGGCCACCUGAAUGUGUUCACACUCAACUAUUUCUUCAGGGGAAUCCAGGACCAGAUGAAGGUGCACGGCCAAGAGCCAGUGUCCUUCCAAGAUGUCAAGGAUGAGAUCUUUGACAUGGUGAAACCCAAAGAUCCCUACAAGAUUACCCUGCAGGACCUGGUGACCAGCGGGCAGGGUGACACCGUCACCAGCAUCCUCAUAGACCUGAACGGCUUCUGGACCUAUGAAAACAGAGAGGUUCUUGUGGCCAACGACGACAGCAACACAGAUAUGGACGAUACGUGACGCGGGCUUUUGUGUCAAGCAGCAAUGCUUUUCAGUACUAUGCAGGAUAUGUUGAGAUGGACCUCCACACUCCAAUAUGGAAAUACCUCAUCAGUUAGAAAAGUACAACAGAAUAAGCAUAUGACAGUUAUUCAGUUUAUUAAUAUGUAUAUUAUAUAAAAUAAAUGCAUCUGUUUUCUCAGUUA